AUGCGCUAUGAGCAAUGGGUCAAGUCGGAGGAAUGGACGUUCGUAAUCACGGCAAGUCUUCUACUCGUCCAUGCUCUGAGCUACCUAGCGACGCACUGGUCUGUGCGUGCGAAGGCACUGUUCACCUCGACGUCCGUGUCGGCGAUCGACAUGGCCGACUAUGUGCGGGUGCUGCCUCAUGCACACAAGGGCGAGGGAGAGAUGCUCCCGCUGCGCUGUGUUAAGCGCGACCGAUCGUUGAACAAAGAUGAGCAUGAACGGGACGAGUACUCGUUCGUGUACCAGGCUGAUAAGUACGUACUGGCGUUUCCCGACUCGACGGCGCCGUCAACAACCAUCACAGCGUCGCCGGAUGUGCGUGAACGAACGUUCCGUCGAGUUUUGUACCCCGCUGAUGCGCACAUGCAGCUCCAGCAUGUGCAGACAUCACAAGGUCUGCGUGGCGAAGCGCUUGCCCGCGCGCAGCGCAUCUACGGUGGCAAUGUGCUGGAUAUCCCUGUACCGCGGUUCUUGGAUCUGUUCAUUGAGCAUGCGGUCGCGCCAUUCUUCGUAUUCCAGGUGUUCUGCGUCGGGCUGUGGCUUCUCGAUGAGUACUGGUACUCGUCGCUGUUCUCCCUCUUUGGUCUUGUCGCGUUCGAGUGCACAGUCGUGUUCCAGCGCCUGCGCACGCUGAAUGAGUUUCGCACCAUGUCGAUUCAGCCAUAUGAUCUGCAUGUAUUCCGUGAGGGCAAGUGGACUGUCCUGUCGUCGUCGGAGCUGCUGCCUGGCGACCUCGUGAGCGUCACGCGCACGAAGGCGGAAUCAGCACUGCCGUGUGAUCUCGUCAUGGCCUCAGGCUCGGCGAUCGUCAAUGAAGCUAUGCUGUCCGGAGAGAGCACGCCGUUACUUAAGGAAGGCAUUGCGCUUCGCAAUGGCACCGACACGCUCGACGAUCAAGGUGCUGACAGGCUGCACUGCCUCUUUGGCGGCACCAAGGCACUUCAGGUGACGCCUGGUGACAGUAUUCCGGGCGUGCCGAGGCCGCCCGAUGAUGGUGCACUGGCUGUUGUUUUGCGCACGGGCUUCGGCACGACGCAGGGCCGCCUGAUUCGCUUGAUGGUGUUUACGAACGAGAACCGUGUGUCGGCGAACAACUGGGAGAGCUUUGUCUUUAUUGCAUUCUUGCUUGUGUUUGCGAUUGCUGCGAGUGCGUAUGUGUGGCUGAAUGGACUCAAGAUGGGGCAGCCGAAAGGCAAGCUAAUGCUCCACUGUGUGCUGAUCAUCACGUCUGUCGUACCGCCUGAGCUGCCGAUGGAGUUGUCGAUGGCUGUGAAUGCGUCACUCGUGGCCCUAUCGAAGCUGGCAAUCUUCUGCACGGAACCAUUCCGAAUCCCGUAUGCGGGACGUGUGGACGUCUGCUGCUUCGACAAGACAGGCACCAUCACCGGCGAGGACCUCGAGGUCCAGGGCAUUGUGGGCACUGAGGCACAUGGCACGUCGGAUGCGCUGAACGAUGAACUUGUCGACCUAAAGCACGCCUCGAUGUCUAGCAAGCUUGUGCUUGCUGCGGCACAUGCACUGGUUAUUGUGGACGACGAAAUCGUCGGCGAUCCCAUGGAGCGCCGUGCCCUCGAUGCCAUGGGCUGGACCGUUAAGCCUGGCGACCAAAUUCGCUCGCUGACGGAUCCGAAGGAGCCGGGCGUGACGAUCCGCACCCGCUUCCAUUUCUCGUCAGCAUUAAAGCGCAUGUCGACCGUCAGCCACGUCCAGUCGCAUCCAAAUCAGCUUCUUGCGGCAACCAAGGGCGCGCCUGAAGUACUAAAGCCCAUGUUCACUGCGCUGCCGUCCAACUACGACCAAGUCUACCGACACUACACGCGGCACGGAAGCCGUGUGAUCGCUCUCGGCUACCGCUGGCUCGAUGCCAACGAGGCUCGUUCCAUCAAGCGCGAGCAGGUGGAGUGUGGUUUGCAGUUUGCUGGCUUUCUUGUACUGCACUGCCCUCUUAAGCCGGACGCUAUCGAGUCGCUGAAGCAGCUGAAUGAAUCGUCGCAUCGCUGUGUCAUGAUCACGGGAGAUAAUGCGCUCACGGCCGUGCAUGUCGCUGAGGAAGUCGAGAUUGUCUUGCGUGAACCGAUCGUGCUCGACAAGCGCGAGGGUAGCCAAGACGACAACGACCUUGUGUGGCGCACGACUGAUGACGCGAUUGUGCGCGAGCAGAAUAUCGGAGAAGAGCUGCACCGCCACCUGUUCGACGAGUACGACGUGUGCAUGACGGGUGUCGCUUUGCGGCAGUUUGAGGCGCAGCCAGCGAAGCUGCGUGAACUGGUCGCAAACACGGUUGUAUAUGCACGCGUGUCGCCGAACCAGAAGGAGCUCAUCCUUAGCACGCUCCGCUCGCUGGGCUACAUCACGCUUAUGGCGGGUGACGGUACGAACGACGUCGGCGCACUCAAGACGGCCAACAUUGGCGUCGCACUGCUCGACGGCACAGAAGACGAUCUGCAGAAGAUUGCCGAGCACCAGCGUCUUGAGCGCAUGAAGAAAAUGUACGAGUCGCAGCUGAACAUGAUGGCACGGUGGAACCAUCCUCCGCCGCCUGUGCCACCAGCACUCAAGACGGCGUUCCCACAGCUAGAAGAAGCACGCGAAAAGGCCGCACGCAAAAUGCGCUCGCAGCGUGCAUCGAAUCCUAUGGCUCAGUUCGAUUUAUCCGCUAUUACGUCGUCGAUGGAGCAGCUGGACGACCAAGAAGGUCCGCCGCAGAUCCGUCUUGGCGAUGCCAGCGUCGCAGCACCGUUCACCAGCAAGCUGGCCAACGUGAAAGCGGUUUGCUCGAUUAUCCGGCAGGGUCGAUGCACACUCGUUGCGACAAUCCAAAUGUACAAGAUUCUCGCGCUGAACUGCUUGAUUCAAGCCUAUGCACUGAGUGUACAGCACCUGGUCGGGAUCAAAAGUAGCGAUUACCAGCUGACCGUGAGUGCCCUUCUCAUUUCUGUGUGCUUCUACUGCAUCAGCCGCGGCAAGCCCAUUGAGCGUCUGGCGCCUGAGCGGCCCGUUAGUACGAUCAUUAACGUCUACGUCUUUGGCUCCAUCCUCUCGCAGACGGCAUUGCACGUCGCUGCGAUGAUGUACAUCCAGAACCUGUCUGCCUCAUUCGAGCAGUUGGGUGAAGUCGAUCUCGAUGCCAAGUAUACGCCCACAUUACUGAACUCUGGCGUGUAUCUUCUCAGUAUGUCACAGAUCGUAUCGACAUUCGCUGUCAACUACAUUGGACGGCCAUGGCGUGAGAGUAUCCCGGAGAAUAAGGCUUUGUACUAUGGUUUGCUGGGUGCAAGUGCUAUCGCUUACUUGGGUGCUUUGGAACUGUUGCCUGAAUUGAACGAGUGGCUCCAGCUUGCCAAAAUGUCGACCGAGUACCAAAGCUGGCUCGUGACAGUAAUGGUUCUUGACUUUGUCGGCUCGUACGCGCUUGAAGCAUUCUGGGGUCUCUUUGCCGAUGUGCAGCCGAAGCCACUCAUCCUGCAAGGUCAAAAGCUCCGUGCUAAUCGACAAAAAGCGUCUUUGACGGAAAAGAAGCGCGCGUAA
Messenger RNA from Malassezia globosa CBS 7966, 3567 nucleotides. RefSeq lists its product as uncharacterized. The transcript has a single exon. Gene Ontology annotation, molecular function: P-type ion transporter activity; ATPase-coupled monoatomic cation transmembrane transporter activity; ATP hydrolysis activity. Gene Ontology annotation, cellular component: endoplasmic reticulum membrane. Lineage: Eukaryota; Fungi; Basidiomycota; Malasseziomycetes; Malasseziales; Malasseziaceae. The record is from RefSeq and is a predicted model, not a curated record. Gene Ontology annotation, biological process: transmembrane transport; intracellular calcium ion homeostasis. Bases 1 to 3567 code for a protein of 1188 amino acids.